CAUGAUCAAACAACAUACAACAAGAAAACAUAAGCAUGAACACAGUCAUACAGGACAUAUGAAAUUACAGAUGUCUGCUCUGUCUGUUGUGUCUUUGUGAGAAACUAAAGAGCAAGUUAUGGAGAAAAAUUCUGCAUUUCACAACAACCAAUUUCAUUCAACAUGAUUUUCCCCCCUUUAAUCUCAUGUAAGGGAUCAGUAACGUACCCUCCAAUCUGUGCCGGCCUGCCGUGCCCCUCCAGGUCCUCCACUCCAUCACCUCCUCCUUCUUCACUCGCUCUCCCUCCCUCCAUCCUCCAACCCUGACUUUGCUUCCAUCAGUAGCUCUGCGCUACCCCACGCAUAUCCAUCACUGCACUCCUCCCCUUCUUUCCUUCUGUCCCAUUGCUCCUCAUCCAUCCCUUCUCAGUGUCUUCUCUCCCAGAUGUUAGCAGGGCAGGAUUGGCCAUUUGCUGGCCCCAGCCUCCAGCAUCAUAGAGGAGGGGCAUCAACCAGAUGUUUGAUUUCAUAUUCAUACAGGGUUUAUGAAUCUGAGGGGAGCAGACAAGCACUGACAAGGAGAAGGAAGAGGAGGAUUCAGGUGGAAGCCUGAGAGAACUUUCUGCAUGUUCUAUUUCUGCCUCUGACAGGCACUUUUGGAGUUAUUCUAUCUUUGUUUCGUCCUCCCUCCUACUCCUCCUCCUCCUUCUUGAGUGAGUUUUGGAGACUGGUUAUCUGGGUGGUUGGAGGGCGAUGCUCCAGGCAGAUGUAAACCCGAUGAGGGAAGUUUGUACAAGGGGGAAACAGUGGAGGACGCCAAAUGAAAAGAGCGUCUCCAUCACUGAGGGAGCUGCUGCAGCUAAAGGUGGUCUGGGAUCUGUGUGUGACUGAGGACACAAAGUGUAUCAGGAGCUGGGUUCUUGGCUUGUCCGCCUGCAAGUCAUGUCAAAAGUGCCCAAGACCAAAAAUGUUUCCUGGCCUGCUUCACAGCAUCCUGCCAAUGAACACUAAAAGAAGAGCAUCAACGAAGAGCACGAGUGAUUGAACCUUACACUCUUCAAUGAGUGGGUCAAAAAUGAUCUAUGGAGAGCGUCAGGACAGUGACUUUGUUGAAGAGAGAAACGCCCAGGUGCAGCUUGAGAAGGCUAAGUACAAACCUGUGGCAUUCGCUGUACGUUGCAACUUCUCUUACACGCCAGCAGACGACGACAGCGUCCCUGUUCCGGGUCAGGCCGUCACCUUCGAGGCCAGGGACUUUUUACAUGUUAAAGAGAAAUUUAACAAUGACUGGUGGAUCGGCCGGCCUGUGAAGGAAGAUGGUGUGGUGGGCUUCAUCCCUAGUCCAGUCAAUCUGGAAACCAUCCUCAUCAGAAGAGAAGUCCAGGCGAGGAAAGCUGCCAAGGCCUUAGCCAACAAAGCAGCAUCUCAAGCAGCUCAAGAUCUGAACUCAAAGAAAUACACUCCUCCAUCACAAGCUAAUCAGCAAGUGAAAAAGAAACCGGGGGAGCAGAUAGCUAUGUAUGAUGUAGUGCCAACAAUGCGUCCUGUGGUUCUAAUGGGACCAUCACUGAAGGGCUUAGAGGUUACAGAUAUGAUGCAAAAAGCACUAUUUGACUUUUUAAAGCAUCGAUUUGAAGGCAGGAUAACUAUCACACGAGUCACAGCAGACAUCUCUCUGGCUAAACGCUCCAUUCUCAACAACCCUGGCAAAAAGGCCUUAAUGGACCGGUCCAACACCCGCUCCAAUUUAGCCCAGAUCCAGGGGGAGGUGGAGCGAAUCUUUGAGCUCGCACGCAGCUUGCAGCUGGUGGUUUUAGAUGCAGACACAGUCAACCACCCCAUGCAGGUGUCCAAGACCUCCCUGGCUCCAAUCCUGGUAUAUGUAAAGAUCUCCUCACCGAAAGUGUUGACGAGACUGAUCAAGACACGAGGGAAGUCUCAGACCAAACAUCUCAACGUUCAGCUUGUGGCUGCAGACAAGCUAGCCCAAUGUCCACCGGAAAUGUUUGAUGUGAUCUUAGAUGAGAACCAGCUGACAGACGCCUGUGAGCACAUUGCUGAUUACCUGGAGUCCUACUGGAGAGCCACUCAUCCUCCAGAGAUGGAGCCAGCCAACGCACUGGUGGCCCAUCUGGCCGAGAACACACUGCCUGCCAAUCCUUCAGCAAUACCGGAUGAACAGAAAAACAAGAAGUCAGCUGCCCCCAAGAGGAAGGGCUCCCGUGAGAACCACCUAGAUCAGGAGCCCCCUUCAGCCCCAGCUCAGGAGCACAGGGCUGAGGAGGGCCAAAGAGAGGAGGAGGAGCGACUCCUGAGGGCCGAACCAAAGAGACCCCAGCACACCCACCACCACCACCAUCACCACCACCACCGCCGGAUGGAGCACCACAGCCACACCCAGCACAGCCAAACACCCGGCGGUGUGGAUAUACAGUCAAGCAGGGAUUAUAGUCAGAGGCUCCCCCGAAGGCACCUGCCUGAGGAGAGGGAGGACGAGUUGGCAGAUGUGGUGGAGGAGGACGAGGAGGAGACUUACUAUAACCACCGAGCCCAUAACCACCACCAUCACAACAGCAACCACCACCAUCACCACCACCACCACCAUCAACAUCAUCGUGGGAGCAGCCAGCCACACGUUGGGGAAGACUACGAGCAGGAGCACAAUGAGCGAAACCGGCAGCACAGGCAUCACCAGCAUGUGCCACCACGGACACAACACACCGAUCACUAUCCUGUACACAAUCACCACAGCUACCACCACUACCACGGCAGAGACAGAGACAGAGACAGAGACAGAGACAGAGACAGAGAUAGAGACAGAGACAGGGAAAGAGACAGAGAAAGACACAAGGACAGGGACAGAGAUAGGGAUAGGGAUCGAGGACGAGACAGAGAUGCCCGACAGUGGCAAAGAGAUUCUUACAUCCACCAGUGACUGUUCUUUCUACAUGGGAUUGGUGCAUGGUUUUAUGCUGCUCACUUUAUAAUGCACUAAUGAGUGGGGCAGUGUGUCAUGUUUCCCCUCAUAUCGUUUGCCAUUUUUUUUUAGGAUUUUUACCUUCGAUCCACAUGCACACACCCUUUUCUUCUUUCUUAAUCGUCACCAAAAUAAAUUUAAGCACUUGUAGGAUACAUUUUUGUCCGUCCUGUUUCUUAUUCUGAUGGCUCUUUUGUGUGUUGUUGCACAAAAAAUGUUAAAGAUGAAAUUGCAUCAGUUCUGUUCUAAAGUAAGGCUACAUUUAGAAUUAUUUGCAUUAUCAGUUAAACUGUCAUUUUUAACUAUCAUUUGUCAAUAAAAUGUCUGAUAGUAGUGAAAAAUCUCUUUUAACAGCUGACAAUAGGCCAAUAUUACAUCCUCUGAUGUCACCGUAGUCAGUGGCUAAUUUCUGACUAUCUGUCCAAAAUUCUAAGAUAUUCAGUUUACACUAAUACAAAGUGGCAAAACAGACAAAACAGUCCCCAACAUAUAAAAUUGGUCCUGUGCAAUAAGAAAAAAAAUGUUUCAUUGUGGAAAAGGGAUAAUUGUUUGAGACAUUUCACAAGAAACACUAAUCCUGAACUGAGUUGAAAUACUGGAUUGACUACCUAAUUAAGAACAGAAUAAUCGCAGCUAAAAUGCCAAACAUUGCUUUGUUUCACCUUCUGUGAUGUGAGGAUUUAUCACUUUACCUUUGGGUGUUAAACUGUGGACCAUAAUAAAUAUUAAGAUGCCCCCUUGACCUCUGGGAAAUUACAUUAUGCAUCUUUGACAUUUUAUUCACCAAGCAACUAAUUGACUAAUCAAGAAAUUAAUCAGCAGAUGAAUCGAUAAGAAAAAAUCUUUUUUAGUUGUAGCCCUAACCAGGUUAUCUCUGUCAUCCCAACAUAAUGACAAAAUGAACUCACAAUGUGGACACAAGGGGAGAAAAUACAAUUAUUACAAUGAUGACUUUUGCAUUUUAUGAUUUUAGGUUCUACACAGUGGCGCAAUGGGAUGUUUUGUAUAAUCAUAUCACUGACUUCCUCUUCAGUGUCACAUCUUCCCGUAUGUAUUUCAGUCAGGCAUCCUCAAAAACCAACAACUUAUUUUAAACAUUGGUACUGAAAGUCAAACUAUUUUUCUACAUGAUUCUAAAUGGAAGUCAUGCUCAGCUUCCUACUUUUAAAAAUGGUGUUCAAGCAUAUUUACUGAUGUAAAUUUGUUCUGUCUGGAAGCAUGAAUAACCUUUUGGUGACACUGAACUGUGCUAUAUGCUGGAUACUCUAUGCAUCUUCUUGUGGUAAAUUAUCUUGCUUGAAUGCAAUCUCUAUGCAUUUGUAUAUACUUCAUAAAUGCCUUGUUAGGUAAAUGUAAGGAGAACCAGAGAACCUGUUGCACUGUUUGGUAGACCUUGACUUAAUGUGUGAUUGCUUUAAUUUACCAGGACAGAACUGACUGUGUUCCUCUCAAGAUUUGUUUUCAUUAUCUUUGUUUUGUACAGCAUUCAGAAGUUAAUUUUGACAAAUAUGCAUUCUGGUGUUGAAAUUCAUUAAAAUGUAAAAUGUG
Acanthochromis polyacanthus (spiny chromis) is the source of this 4504-nucleotide messenger RNA. RefSeq names its product calcium channel, voltage-dependent, beta 2b (gene cacnb2b). The transcript is spliced from 14 exons. Gene Ontology annotation, biological process: neuromuscular junction development; regulation of voltage-gated calcium channel activity; chemical synaptic transmission. Bases 1040 to 2914 code for a protein of 624 amino acids. Gene Ontology annotation, molecular function: high voltage-gated calcium channel activity; protein binding. NCBI's taxonomy places the organism in Eukaryota, Metazoa, Chordata, Actinopteri, Pomacentridae. The record is from RefSeq and is a predicted model, not a curated record. Gene Ontology annotation, cellular component: voltage-gated calcium channel complex.